Trichomonas vaginalis G3 is the source of this 1281-nucleotide messenger RNA. RefSeq names its product keratin-associated protein family. The record is from RefSeq and is a predicted model, not a curated record. The annotation marks the transcript as partial. The transcript has a single exon. NCBI's taxonomy places the organism in Eukaryota, Parabasalia, Trichomonadida, Trichomonadidae.
AUGUAUGACAACAUCUCUGAUUUCACAAGAUAUGAUGACGACCAUGACCCCGAACACGGUGAAGAAGAAGUUUUACAAACAUCCAUUAAGACAGGAAAGGUUUUAACUCAAAGUCUCAUUAUUGACACCAAAGAUGGCGAAGUGGACGUUCUUCAAGAGCUGAAGAAAAAUACUUCUUCGGGAGGUGGUGGUAGGCAUGAACUUGAAAUAAAUGAGAUAGAAGAGAAAUUAGCCGAAAAAGCAGAUAAAGAACAUAAACACAAUAUCUCCGAUAUAAAUGAACUUCAAGCUACAUUAAAUAGUAAAGCGGACAAAAAUGAACUUGACGCAAUGAACAAAGUUUUGAAAUCUCAUAAACACAAUAUCUCCGAUAUAAAUGAACUUCAAGCUACAUUAAAUAGUAAAGCGGACAAGAACCAUGUUCAUUAUAUAACUUCAGACGAACAGAUUAUAACGGACUACCAUGGAUAUUUAACACGAAGUGAUGAAGCGAAGACAAAAAAUGUUAAUGAAAGAAGAUAUAAAUACAUUCGUGCUAAAGGUUAUGACAUAAGCUGUACUGUACAGUAUGAUGUAGCUAAAGCACCAGAAGCAUUUGGUUAUACCGGUGAAAUUUAUGCCUCUACUUUCAAUGUUAACGGUGUAUUAGUUGAACCAAGAUUUACUUUGAGAGUUAAGGCAAAAAUAACGUUUGAAGAUGCUAUUAAAAGUAAAGCUGACAAAGUUGAACUCGAAGCAAUGAACAAAGUUUUGAAAUCUCAUAAACACAACAUCUCCGAUAUAAAUGAACUUCAAGCUACAUUAGACAGUAAAGCUGACAAGAACCAUACACAUAAAUCCUUCACUACUGUUAGAGCAGACGACAUAAUAUUGAACUUUGACCUUGGUUCAAGUGCACCAUUAGAAAAUCCAAGUACAAGCGUAAAAGAUACUCUUAACAGUUUAGAUAAGAGUUGCAGGAACAUUGAAAGUCAUGCCAGAAACUUUGAAGCAUAUGAACUACCAACAAUGUUAGAUAAGAAAGCAGAUAAAACUUAUGUGGAUGCAGAACUAACAAAGAAAUUUUCGAAACCAGAUACAAUGACAUUUACAACAGAAAUUAUAAAUGGUGAACCAGCAACUCCAUUUGAAUUUGUUAGAGGUCUUCAACCAGAUACUUUUGAAUUUUUCUUGGAUAAUUCUAUUGAACUAACAUUACAUUAUAAAAGUGGAACAAAUGCAACAUUUCAUCCGGGAGAUACAUUCCAAAUGGUAUUUAAUGACAUAAGUUCUUUAGAAUAU